AUGGCGAAUCAUGUUUAUCCGUCGCCGAGCUCUCAUUAUUCAACUGUCUUGGUGAAUGGCGUGAGCAUCAGCAGUAACGCCACUUCCAAGAAGGCGAAUGCAGCCUUGGCCUUCACCAGCAGCACUUUGACACAUGAGACGAAGCUGGACAAGAGGCGGAAGAUAGUUCACACAAAGACGGCUGAUCUUUUGCAGCCAGAGGAAACGAGGUCGCUCGGGGGGUCCAAGCUGAAGCAGGCCCUCCUCCUGUGUACAUGCUUGUGCAGUGUCGUUGGCACUUCGCGGGUGGUCUUCGCUCAACGUCGGAAGGACCCCGACACGCAGAGCAGCCGGGCAUUCCAGUUGUGCGUGGCAUGGUAUUCGUUGACAGUGGCAAUGCAGGUGUUGAACAAGUAUUUGGUUACCGAGUUGGAGUCUCCUGCGAUCGUCUCGGUGGUCCAAAUGUGGAUGGCCAUGGUCGCGAUGGGGAUCCCCUGCUACAGGCAGCUCUUGGAAGCCACACGCAAGCAGCUGCUCGCUUGGACGAUCGUUCCGGUACUCUUCGCUGCCAUGCUGUUCUCGUCCUUUUACACGUACGAGUAUGUGUCUCUGUCGUUCUACGCUGUCGUUCGCAGCUUGACGCCGCUAGUGGUACUGCCGGUGGAGCGCACGAUCAUGCCUGUCAGCGAGAGACCGAGGGUCUCCAAUCUCGUGAUCCUCUCGCUUGCCAUCAUGCUCGCAGGUGCCGCGAUGUACGGCCAAGGCACCGGCAGCAGCGUGUCCGCGCUCGGGGCCCUGCUCGCUGCGCCGAGCGCGCUCCUCGCGGUCUGCGACCGGCUGCUGCAGCGCCGAUUGCUCACCUCCGAGUGCCGCGGCCUGCCCUCCGCGGCCUGCGCCGUGAUGAACAACGCCCUGGGCUCGCUGCCCGCGUUGCUGCUCGCUGGCCUGACGCACGAGUUCUCCACCGCCUUCGCGCCGGAGCGCCUGGCCGCCUGGGCGGACCCGUACGUCGUGUGCCUCCUCGGCCUGUCGGGCGCCGCCGGAAUGGGCAUCUGCUACCUCGCCGUCGAGUGCCAGAGGGCCCUGUCGGCGACCUCGUUCCUGGUGCUCCAGAACUUCGAGAAGAUGGCCGUCGUGGCAUGUGGCAUUCUGCUCUUCGACGGCCCAGCGGCGACGCCGCUGGCCUCUGCGGGGCUGCUGUGCUGCCUGGGUGGCGGGUGCUUAUACGGCAGAGCGCAGAUGAUCUUGCAGGAGCAGCUCCGCCUGAGGCCGAAUGCCGCAGACGCGCACGAUCUGGACCAGUGA
Prorocentrum cordatum is the source of this 1284-nucleotide messenger RNA. The record is from the annotation of a GenBank genome assembly. Lineage: Eukaryota; Dinophyceae; Prorocentrales; Prorocentraceae.